AGGCUGCUGUUAUGUCUGUUAACCGCUCCGGAUUGAGGCUGCAGAUAAAGAAGCUUCCGCACAGCAGCUCUUCGGGGGAACAGAAAAUGUUGGAUAUACAUUUAGCGGAUGAUGAAUGUUAGUAAUCUGCCCACUUAAGUGUAUAGUAAUGUGAAUGUAUACAUAUUCAUGUAAUGUGUAUGUGUGUAUAUGUACACAACUAUAUGAAGAGACCGGAAGCAACAAGCAACACUUGAACCCCACACGAAGCCGUGUGACGCGGUGGCGUACGACGCAGCCACGUCAGUGACGUAGAAAUACGGGGCGCGCGGCGGUGGGUUUAAAGAGUCUCGGUUGGAAGGCAACACUGAACCUUUUACCAACACGGUAUCGUCUUGAUUCAAACCGGAGCAGAUGUCAGAACACAGCAUGCCGUUGCAGGAUCUGCCCUGCCUCAGCCCUCGGGGCUCCAUGUUGUCUCAGGCCAGGAGGAUGAACAAACGCAAGCCCAAAGGCUGUCUCGGUGAAGGCCUGGAGAUGGAAUGCACCCCAACAGAGCUCAUCCAGCAGUGGUCCCCUCUCCACAAGCACCAGCGGCUCACCAGCAAGGGAAAAGAGAACGAUGGCAACCAGUUUGUUCUUGCUAGGAGAUCGAGGAGGAAGAGAGAACCCACGUCAUCAGACGUGUCGUGGGACCACCUGCCCGACGAGCUCCUUCUCCGGAUCCUCUUCUACAUUCCUCUGAAGGACCUCCUGAGGAUGUCAACAGUUUGCCAGCGCUGGCGUAGAAUAGCGCUCGAUGAGUCUCUGUGGCACAGCGUGGACCUGGAGGGGUUGACCCACAUGGGUCCAGCUCUGCAGCAGGUGCUGAAGACUGGAGUCCGCAUGCUGCGCUGCCCUCGCUCCUUUGUGGAGGAGCUGCAAUUUACAGGCACAGGCCCUCUACAGAUAGUUGUGAUGGACCUGUCCAGCUCCAUCAUCCCCACCGCAUCACUGGAGAGCAUCAUGUGUCACUGCAGGCAGCUGGAGUAUCUGAGCCUGGAGGGUCUGAAGCUCUCAGACACCAUCAUCAGCUCUCUUUCCAAGAAUCCAAACAUGCUGCAGCUCAACCUGAGCGGCUGCUCUGGCUUCUCUGCUGCCGCUCUGGCUGACAUGCUCACGUCCUGCUGCAGCAUUAAGCAUUUGAACAUAGCAUGGUGCGACUUCAGCAAUGACCACGUCAAGAGUGUUGUUGGCAGUGUGAGCUCCGGACUGACUCACCUGAACCUGAGCGGAUACAGAGAGGGCCUCACGCUAGACGAUGUGAAGGUACUGGUGACGAGAUGCCCCCAUAUUCAAACACUAGAUUUAAGUGACAGCACCCUGCUGAUGGCAGACUGCUUCCCUGUCCUCAAACCGCUGAAAGAUCUGCUGCAUCUCUCCCUCAGUCGCUGCUAUCACAUUCACCUCGCUGCUCUCACGGACCUGGAUAAGACCUUCCCCAGGCUGAGCCUGCUGGAUGUGUUUGGCAUCGUGAACGGCAGCCACCUGUCCUCUCUGAAGAAAGAGAUGCCUCGUGUCAGCAUCAACUCCAGGCCCUUCUCCAGCAUUGCUCGGCCCACGCCGGCCUCCAGGCCCUUUGGACACUUCAUGUGGGACAGGAAGUGUCGACUGAGGGUCCAGCUGUAACCCGCCUGCCUGAAGUCCAGUUUGUUCCUGCUGCAGAGUGUUUGAUCCAGCCCGAGGAGUUUGUUGCUGCUACCAGAUGUUUUUAGUGUUAAAGGUUGCAUACCAGAGUGAGCCCGCUUGUAGAUGAAUGGUAUACUUCAUUUAGGGAGGUCACAUGGGAUUGUGGAGUCCACUUCUGUUUGGAAUGUGUUUGACAUUUUUAAUGGAUUUUUGAAUCUGUUAUAGGUUCUAAUAAUGUGUUAAUUUAAAAACGAUUGUAAGGGAAACAUGGUGUAAAGACUCAUUUAGCAAUGUCAGCGUAUUUGGGACUUUUGUAUAAUACUGACAAAUGUCUUAGUUAUAAUAAUGACGUACCACAUGAUUUUAAGGAGUAUAAAAUGAUGUAUUCAUGUUCCUGUUGGACAAACUGUACAUUUGUUAUGUAUGGAGGCUUUUAUGAUGAGCUCAGUCACUGUACAUGUGUUCAGUACUCAAUAUCACCAUUGAUAUGCUGUAUGAAUAUAUCAUUCAAAUGAAAGAUAAUAUUGAACUUUUUAAAUUGAGUCUUAACAAGUAAACCGCUGAAUACCCAGACUGUGCUUUGUGUGUGUGUCACCGCUUCAUCCAGUACACCAGUGAGCCUUGAAAGUUACAUUUUCAUUCCUAUUUCAAUGGUUUAAAGCUAGAGUUUCAUAAUAACCCAUAAAUGGUGACAUCCAUC
This is a messenger RNA of Pungitius pungitius (ninespine stickleback), 2347 nucleotides long. It is a transcript of the gene skp2, whose product is annotated as S-phase kinase-associated protein 2, E3 ubiquitin protein ligase. Bases 394 to 1647 code for a protein of 417 amino acids. The record is from RefSeq and is a predicted model, not a curated record. Gene Ontology annotation, molecular function: protein binding. Gene Ontology annotation, cellular component: cytosol; SCF ubiquitin ligase complex; nucleus. Gene Ontology annotation, biological process: regulation of cell cycle; G2/M transition of mitotic cell cycle; SCF-dependent proteasomal ubiquitin-dependent protein catabolic process. Lineage: Eukaryota; Metazoa; Chordata; Actinopteri; Perciformes; Gasterosteidae. The transcript is spliced from 10 exons.